This is a messenger RNA of Lates calcarifer (barramundi perch), 2374 nucleotides long. It is a transcript of the gene olfm3a, whose product is annotated as olfactomedin 3a. Gene Ontology annotation, biological process: signal transduction. The record is from RefSeq and is a predicted model, not a curated record. Lineage: Eukaryota; Metazoa; Chordata; Actinopteri; Centropomidae.
AGAUAGAUAGAUAGAUAGAUAGCCCCCUGAACCCAUCAGGUGAUGUCACAGCCUCGGUGCGCCUCCCCUGCAGUCUGCUGGAACUGAGGUAUUUGAAUAUUUCCCCCUCGCUCAAAACUUUUCUCCUCGGCACUGCCCUCAGUCGGAGCACCGGGGAGCGGUAGGUGUGAUGCCGGUGAACGAGUGGUUGUUGUGCCGCCGCCGGAGCGCUCUCUCUGCGGUUCCACAGCGAUAAAAAAAAAAAAACAUAAAAAAAAAAAAAUAAAAAAAACUAGCAGACAGGAGCAGGACAGGAGCUGUAUGUUAAAGGACUGCACCCUGGAGAAGAGUGGCUGGCCGGAGCCCGUCAGCAUGCGGGUCCUGUGGAGCGUCCUGUACCCCGUCCUUUCCCUCACCAUCUUCGGAUUAUAUCCCUCUAUGACUAUCGGGCCAAAGGAGGGAUGGCAGGUGUACAGCUCUGCCCAGGAUGCUGAUGGCCGCUGUAUCUGCACAGUGGUGGCACCAGAACAGAGCCUGUGCUCCAGAGAUGCCAAGAGCAGGCAACUCCGCCAGCUCCUAGAGAAGGUGCAGAACAUGUCUCAGUCCAUUGAGGUGCUGAACCUGAGAACUCAGAGGGAUUUCCAAUAUGUCAUGAAGAUGGAGAACCAGAUGAAGGGCCUGAGGACCAAAUUCAGACAGAUUGAGGAUGACAGGAAAUCCAUCAUGGCCAGGAACUUCCAGGAGCUUAAGGACAAGAUGGACGAGCUGAAGCCGCUGAUCCCCGUGCUGGAGCAGUACAAGAUGGAUGCUGCGCUCAUCUCCCAGUUCAAGGAGGAGAUCAGGAACCUGUCCACAGUGCUGACAGGCAUACAGGAGGAGCUUGGAGCCUAUGACUAUGAUGAGCUCUAUCAGCGAGUUCUGCGAUUGGACAGCAGGCUUCGCAGCUGCAUGGGCAAACUGACGUGUGGGAAAUUAAUGAAAAUCACUGGACCUGUUACAAUAAAGACAUCUGGAACCCGGUUUGGAGCAUGGAUGACUGAUCCUCUAGCAUCAACCAGAAACAACAGGGUUUGGUAUAUGGACAGUUACACCAACAGCAAGAUUGUACGUGAAUUCAAGACAAUGGAGGACUUUGUAGCAGGAGUGGUUUCUCGAACCUAUAGCCUCCCAUUUAAAUGGGAGGGAACCAAUCACAUCGUCUACAACGGAUCUCUUUACUACAACAAGUACCAGAGCAACAUUAUUGUCAAGUACAGCUUCGAGACGGGCAGCGUGCUGGCCCAGCGAGCUUUGGAGUUUGCUGGCUUCCACAACAUGUACCCGUACACGUGGGGAGGAUACUCUGACAUCGAUGUCAUGGCAGAUGAACUGGGAAUGUGGGUCGUGUACGCGACCAAUCAAAAUGCUGGGAAUGUUGUUAUCUCCCAGAUCGACCCUGACACCCUGCAGGUGCUGAAGACUUGGAACACCGAAUACUCCAAAAGGAACGCAGGCGAAUCGUUCAUGAUCUGUGGGACGCUGUACAUCACCAACUCUCACCUGUCAGGAGCAAAGGUUUACUACGCUUACUCCACCAAGACUUCAACCUACGAGUACAUAGACAUUCCUUUCCACAACCAGUACUUUCAUAUCUCCAUGCUCGACUACAACGCCAGAGAGAGAGCACUGUACGCCUGGAAUAAUGGACACCAGGUAAUAUUUAAUGUCACCCUCUUUCAUGUCAUAAAAACUGAUGAUGACUCUUAGACGUCAUGUUACCAACCACAACUAAAGCACCAUCAUUUGUGAUACAAGGACCUCCUGAUAAACCAUGUUUUCUUGUGUCAGAAUUGGACUGCGGUAUCUUUACUCGCCAUUACUUGAACUUUUCUAAUUUAUGGCUCUGGAUUCUUGGCUGAAUUGAGCAUGGACACUAAUGACUUGGUACCUUACUGGAAACAUGUUGUACAUUUUUUACACUUUUCCAUUGCUGCUGAUCAGACUGGUAUGCCUUAUUUGCUACAUGUUGGGUCUGCCAGACAAAGACUCUUGAUAGCUUUUGCAUGAAAUGUUCACAUUUUGUCUGCAGUGAUUUCCUAUAAUAUAUCUGUGUUUAUGUUGCAAAUCUGUUUUGCUUAUAGUGUUUGAAUUUUUGUCUAUUUAAAAGUCUAUUUAAAAGUAUUUAAACCUUAAAGGCAACCUCUCCUGCAUAUUUGCUACCAUGUAAAGCUAGCUGAUUAUAAAGUAUAGUAGCCAGUCUUUUAAAGAUGGGCCUGUAAAAUAUUGCUGUUAUGUAUGUCUCUGUGGAAGAAGAACAUUUGUAUUUUUUCUAAAAAACAAAACCAUAGAAUAUCUGUACAUUUUCAUUAAAUUAAAGUAUUAUACAUUUCAUUAAAAUGGUUUUGGCUGGUUAAAU